Messenger RNA from Cercospora beticola, 1164 nucleotides. RefSeq lists its product as uncharacterized. The record is from RefSeq and is a predicted model, not a curated record. Lineage: Eukaryota; Fungi; Ascomycota; Dothideomycetes; Mycosphaerellales; Mycosphaerellaceae.
AUGCAGUCCCUGAUCAUUGCUGCACUGGCGGAUUUCGCAGCUGCCACUCCUCUCGGCGAGAAUAUCUUUGAGCGCCAGGUCAAUUCUCCGUUCUGCUCUACUGUCAGUAGGCCAUGCAAUUCUGCCGCCCAAACAACCUCAGUCGCCGCAUACUGCUCGGAGUAUCUCAAGGUCCCUGCUGCGACUGCCACGACGACCAGGACUCUUACAACUACUAUUUCUUCCGCUACGACAAUCACCACUUCAGCCACUGUAACAUCCACCAGAUCUACCACUAGUGUUACAACUACAACCGUCUACAGUGGUAGCACGAUCACUGUGACAAGCACUGGCACAGCUGUGUCGUUCUGCAACAAUCCUCUCGAGACUGCUGUCAAGGCCAAGCGUGCCAUUGCCAAACCAAGCUGUCUCUCCCGCUACACCGCCUCAGCUCAAAUCUCCUCCGCCUGCAGCUGCUAUAACAUCCCCAAGGCUACCGUGACCUCCACCCGCACCGCCACCUCUACAGUCAACAAAGGUGCCACCAUCUACACCGGCAAGACGACCACUAUCACUCGAACCCAGACUUCCCUCGUCACCUCGACUGCAACCGCUCAGCGCACCAUUACCACAACCUUCUACCCCAUCGCCUCUUCCAACCCCGUCCAAACCUACGGCUUCCGCGUUCUCGCCCCACCAGAAGCCGGCUCCGCCAUUGCAGGAAAAUGGAUGAUCUCCCCAGCCAACAACCACAAAGAUGUCUUCGACAACGACGACUUCGACGAAUUUCAAGCCUCGUUCGCCGUCUUCAACGGCAGUGCCUUCCGUGACGGAACCGUCAUGGGUUUCGUUGGCAACAGCAUCCAAGUCCUUGAGGACCUGCCUCCAGCGGCAGGCGGUGACCCCUGGGGUGGCUUGUACGGCAACGGUGGCGCUCCACAGGUGCACUUCGGAUGCUGGGGCAAAUGCUGGAAUCCGGAUAAGAUUACUUGCCGCGCCAUUGGUGGCCCGAAUCAGACUUGCAAGUUGGAGUGCACGAAUCCUUUCGAUGGAGGGAGUCAGAGUUGGGCGGGAUGUUUCGGUGAGGAGGGAAGGAGGAGGGAUGAAUGGUUGGUGGGUAAGAAAGAGAGGACCGAGUAUAGGGAUUGUCCGGUCUUUGAGCCCAUUCUGGUCUCCGUUUCUUGA